This is a messenger RNA of Haliotis rufescens (red abalone), 2155 nucleotides long. Its product is annotated as acetyl-coenzyme A transporter 1-like. The record is from RefSeq and is a predicted model, not a curated record. Bases 96 to 1784 code for a protein of 562 amino acids. NCBI's taxonomy places the organism in Eukaryota, Metazoa, Mollusca, Gastropoda, Lepetellida, Haliotidae. Gene Ontology annotation, cellular component: membrane. Gene Ontology annotation, molecular function: acetyl-CoA transmembrane transporter activity. The transcript is spliced from 9 exons.
CCGGUAUGUUUACUUCCGGGCUUUCAGCCGAUGGAUUGAUGCCACGUUUAUUAGACGCGCUAUAAACAAUCAUUGAUGUGAUCUGACUGAUAUAUAUGCUGAUAUUUCUUGCAAGAAAGCUCAAGUUUUUUCUUGACGAGUACAUUCUCAUGCCCGAGAUAGCAGCCAACAUGGCCGUCAACAAAGGCAACGCUCGCCCCAGGAAAGGAGGGCGGCAUCUUAUAGACGGGGUGGACCCUGAAAGUGACUUCAUAGGACCUCAUAUUCCCAUCUCGACCUCUGUUGUUCAACCAGACUUGUAUGACGAUGAAGACAAAACGUUAAAAGAGGGCAGCAAUUUAGAGGGGGACUAUGGAAGCAUAGCUCUGUUGACAUUCUUAUACAUUCUACAAGGUAUUCCUUUAGGCUUGGCUGGUAGCAUCCCAAUGUUGUUACAAAGUAGGCAGGUAAGUUACAAAGAACAGGCGUUGUUUAGUUUUGUGUAUUGGCCGUUUAGUGUAAAACUGCUUUGGGCGCCGUUGGUGGAUUCUAUAUACUGGCUUCAGUUUGGGCGGCGGAAGACAUGGCUGGUGCCGACCCAGUACCUGAUAGGCGUGUUUAUGAUUGUGUUGUCGUGGCAUAUCAAGGACAUUCUUGGAGAUGGUGACGAGGACGCUCAAGUGAGUGUGAUGCUGCUGACCGUUAUAUUCUUCAUGUUGAACUUCCUGGCGGCUACACAAGACAUCGCCGUGGAUGGCUGGGCGCUGACGAUGCUAUCGAGGCGUAAUGUCGGUUGGGCAAGUACAUGCAACUCUGUCGGUCAGACUACUGGCUACUUUCUGGGCAACGUCCUCUUCCUGGCGCUGGAGUCGCCCGAGUUCUGCAACAACUAUCUAAGGUCCGUGCCACAGGCACAGGGACUAGUCACUCUCUCAGGUUUUCUUACAUUCUGGGGCGUGGUGUUCUUUAUCACAACCACUCUAGUCUGGGUAUUGAAGCAAGAAAAGCUUGACCUCUCGGCCGACCCUGACCAGGGCAUCGUGGAAACCUACAAGAUACUGGGGAAGGUCGUCAAACGACCUGCUGUCAUGUCCUACUGCCUCAUUCUCCUCACAUGCAAGAUUGGAUUUGCUGCUGCGGAUUCCCUCACAAGCCUGAAGUUGAUAGAGGCGGGACUCCCCAAAGAGAGACUGGCGCUGUUUGCCGUUCCCAUGGUGCCGCUGCAGAUUCUCCUGGCUCUCGGCAUCAGCAAGUACACAACCGGACCCCGACCCAUGGACGUCUUCCUCCGAGCCAUGCCUUUCAGGUUGAUCCUGGGUUUGGUGUACUGUGCUCUGGUGUACUGGGCGACCGUGGCGCAGACGGCGCCUGGGGAGUUCCCCUGGUACUGGUACGUCAUCACCCUCGGCAGCUACGCCUUACAUCAGGUGUUUGUGUACAGCAUGUUCGUAGCGACGAUGGCGUUCGCCGCUAAAGUCAGCGACCCUGCGAUUGGAGGCACCUACAUGACCCUUCUCAAUACUCUGAGCAACUUGGGGGGCAACUGGCCCGCGACUGUUGCGCUGUGGAUGGUUGACUUCCUCACCUGGAAGAACUGCACAGCGGACGGUGUUGACUCCUGCAACAGCAAGACUCUCACAGCGGAGUGUCACGCAGCGGACGGCAAGUGCAACACCACCAUGGAUGGCUACUACAUCGAGUCCGUGGCCUGUGUCAUCCUCGGCCUCAUCUGGCUUGUGUGGAAGAAGAGUACAGUAAAACGCCUGGACUCUCUCGACCUCUCUGCUUGGAAGUGUCCCUCAUAAUCACUCACAUCAGAUUACAGCCCCCCACCCACCACGGGCAUUAUAACCUCAGGGGAAGAAAUAAGGGAACAGUUUGAAGGAAAGCAUUUAUCUGUACCCAGACAUGGCCGACGGUUGUGACAAGAUACAAGGCUACACAUCCGAUGGUUUUUGGUUUAUUAAAUGGAUAGACCAGAACCAGAAUGCAAAAAUAAAUUUAAAAUUGUUCUAUAUGACCAAACAGUCAAUAUUUACUGGAUUAGGAAAAUAUCAAAUUGCACCUACAAAAUUCCAAACAAAAACGGAAUUAACUGUUUGAUAAUAAUUGAUGAAAAUCAGUAAACUACUUGUGGGCGUUCCUUACCUUGUUUUGAGUAGUAUAUAUAUAUAUA